UAAAUCGGAGUCGGAGACUCAAAAUUCCGGGCGACUCAAAGUCGAUCGAGUGCAUGUACCAUGUACAAAUAGACCCCUAUAAAACAAUUUUGGUGGGUAGUUUGUGAAUGGAAAAGGAAAAUCCCAAGAUAAAGGGAUGGGAGCAGAAGUUGGUUAGAAUAACCGCCACCGGCAAAAUAUUUUCCCGCCAUACCAUCUCCCGCCGCUUCUCUCUCUUUCAGCUCUAACGCCUCCGUCCAUACAAUGUCCAUCAGUCUCCCGCUCCUCCUCUUCUUCAUUGUAGUCGUCACCUCCGGAGCAGCCACUGAUCUGCCAAUGACUGCCGCCGCCGACCUCCCAUUCCCCAAUGAGCUUGCCAAGACCUUAUCCCAAACCCCAACAAACUUCACACUCCCGCCCAUAUCACAGUCGCCACAGCCAUCAGCGCCGGCCCCUGCUCCUCCUCUGCCGGGGCCACUGGUGCCUGCCCUUUUCGUGCUGGGCGAUUCCUCCGUGGACUGCGGCACCAACAACUUCCUUGGCACCUUUGCUCGGGCCGACCGUCCACCUUACGGGCGCGACUUUGACACCCACAGCCCCACAGGGAGGUUCUCCAAUGGGAGAAUCCCUGUCGAUUAUCUUGCACUAAAACUCGGUCUCCCGUUCGUCCCAAGUUAUCUCGGACAGACAGGGUCCAUUAAGGACAUGAUGCACGGUGUGAAUUUUGCUUCUGCAGCCUCCGGGAUAAUCUUCUCGAGUGGGUCGGAAUUGGGUCAGCACGUCUCCUUUUCUCAGCAGGUCCAACAGUUAGCCGAUACAGUUCAACAUUUCAUUCUACAGAUGGGAGAGGACUCCACUGCCAAACUGAUCUCCCAGUCGGUGGUCUAUAUCUCCAUUGGGGUCAAUGAUUACAUCCAUUACUAUCUUCAGAACGAGUCGGGCGUUCAGAAGCUUUACCUCCCGUGGGGCUUCGCCCAGUUCUUGGCAUCAAAUGUUAGGCAGGAAAUCAAGAACUUGCAUAACAUGUUCGUGAGGAGGUUCGUGGUGAUGGGGCUGGCACCAAUUGGUUGUGCUCCUCACUACCUUUGGGAGUACAAUAGCGAGGAAGGAGAGUGCAUCGAGGAGAUUAAUGACGAGGUGAUGGAAUUCAACCUUGUCAUGAGACGAAUGGUCUGGGAGCUGAAUAGAGAUCUCCCUGACGGGAAGGUCAUCUUCUGCGAUGUGUUUGAAGGCUCGAUGGACAUAAUGAAGAAUCACGAACGAUAUGGUUUCGAGGUCACAUCUGACGCAUGUUGCGGCCUGGGAAGAUAUAAUGGGUGGAUAAUGUGCUUAUCGCCAGAGAUGGCUUGUGUUAAUGCUUCGAGCCAUAUAUGGUGGGACCAAUUCCACCCGACUGAUGCAGUGAAUGCUAUUCUUGCGGAUAAUGUGUGGAAUGGAUCCCACACGAACAUGUGCUACCCCAUGAACUUGGAGCAGAUGGUGGCCCAAACUGGUCGUCCAUAGGGCCAAGUGACAAAGUAAGAGGAUGC
Messenger RNA from Punica granatum (pomegranate), 1508 nucleotides. NCBI's taxonomy places the organism in Eukaryota, Viridiplantae, Streptophyta, Magnoliopsida, Myrtales, Lythraceae. The record is from RefSeq and is a predicted model, not a curated record.